Paramormyrops kingsleyae is the source of this 1548-nucleotide messenger RNA. It is a transcript of the gene mtap, whose product is annotated as methylthioadenosine phosphorylase. Gene Ontology annotation, biological process: nucleoside metabolic process. Gene Ontology annotation, cellular component: cytosol. Gene Ontology annotation, molecular function: S-methyl-5-thioadenosine phosphorylase activity. NCBI's taxonomy places the organism in Eukaryota, Metazoa, Chordata, Actinopteri, Osteoglossiformes, Mormyridae. The record is from RefSeq and is a predicted model, not a curated record.
GGUUUUUCCCAUCUUAAUUCACUUCCCAGAACUGAAGAAGGAAACGCGAGUUUAGCGGUUCCGGUUAGGGUAGCCGAUGGAGGUCCACUGCAGCCACCUGGCGUUUGCCUGUAAAAUCGGCAUCAUCGGAGGGUCUGGUCUUGACGACCCGGACAUUUUGGAAGGACGGACCGAGAAGCAUGUCGACACGCCUUUCGGGAAGCCUUCAGAUGUGCUCAUACUGGGGAAGAUUAAAAACGUCGAAUGUGUACUGCUGGCAAGGCACGGCAGGCAGCACACGAUAAUGCCUUCCAACGUGAACUACAGAGCCAACAUCUGGGCACUGAAAGACGAGGGCUGCACGCAUCUUUUGGUCACUACCGCCUGUGGCUCCCUCCGGGAGGAGAUCCAGCCUGGUCACAUUGUGUUGGUCGACCAGUUUAUCGACAGAACCACGAAAAGGAUUCAGACCUUCUAUGAUGGAAGCCCCACAAGCCCCCCUGGGGUGUGCCACAUUCCUAUGGCCGUCCCCUUCUGCAGUAGGACCAGGCAGGUCCUUCUGGAGGUGGCACGGGACCUGGAGGUGAAGUGUCACCCCCAAGGGACUAUGGUGUCCAUCGAGGGGCCCCGCUUCUCCUCCCGUGCCGAGAGUCUGAUGCUCCGCCAGUGGGGUGCUGACGUCAUCAACAUGACCACCGUGCCGGAGGUGGUCCUGGCCAAUGAAGCCGGUCUGUGCUACGCUAGUAUUGCCAUGGCGACGGACUACGAUUGCUGGAAGGAGCACGAGGAGGCGGUCUGUGUGGACAACGUGCUGAAGACCAUGAAGGAGAACGCAAGCAAAGCCAGCAGCAUCCUGCUCUCCGCCAUCCCCCUCAUAUCUAUGAUGGAUUGGUCCGGGAUUAUUGACUGCAAGCGGUCCACAGCUCAAGCUUCCAUAAUGCUUCCGAAGCAAUAAGGACGAUGCGCCGUCACGUGGCCUGCAGACCCCAACCAUGGCCGCGCGCCGCUUUACCGAUUAGAAGAAGUAUUGCCGUUUUGUCUGCACGUCUGUCUGCUUGUUUCCUGCCUCUCAGAUCAACGAUUUUGUUACUUUUAAGUAUAGUAUUCAUUAGAAAUGUUACGGAGCCCCUGAAGGGAAUUUUGCGUAAAGCACGUCGUGGGUGCGAGUUUUUUUGCACGGGUACCCUCAGGGGCGCCGUAAAAUGUAGUAUUGAAGAUGCUGCCUUGAUUUUUUUUAUAUACAUAAACACGUACGUUAUUGCUUAAAUGAUGCAUGGUAACCACUGUACCAUUAUCCUGGCACUGACACAGAGGGAAUGGUUUAAACGCGUAUUAGCUAGAAUGAGCCGUUUACCCCGUGCUGCUGAUUUAACAUUAGGAACAAAGUCGGAGAAACGGCUCUUCGUUUUUGUGUUUUUGCCAGGUUUUGAUUGACGGCUCGCAAUUCCAGUUUUACAGUAGAUACUUCCGAGGCACUCCCUUAGGACUGAGCAUCUGACUUGAAUGUGCAUUAAUAACAAACGCUUUGUACGGCAACUAAUUAUAACGAAUAAAACUCACUUUGCAUAA